UCGAGCGAAUCUGUGAACGAAUAGGAAAACACUAGUCGAUUUUUGACAACGCUACGGAAAGUACGUGUUUUACAGUUUUCAUCGUUCGAAAUAUAAAAACAGCAGUUGAUCUACUAAAAUGCCGAAAAAAUUAAAAGUGGUUGUAAAGUCCCUUUAUUCCCAUGAAAUACGUAAAGAUGUGGGCUUGGAAAACUUGAAAUCGUUGAAGCUUGAAGACGCAUGGCCAUUUAUCAGGGAUGAAAUCGAGACUGAAAUCGGCAGCAGCCAGUUGGUUUGCAUCCCCCAUAUUACUGAAGCAGAUUUGUAUAAAGUGACAUCCUUGUUUGUGCAAAAUGAAAAGGCAAAAAAUGGGAAAAUGUUUACCCCUCUAGGCGAACUAGUCAAAAACAUCAACAAAGAGAAAUCUAACUCUGAAUAUGUUCAAUGGCUAGAAGAGGGAGAUUUUCAAGAUUCUGAAUUCAAAUUUCCUCACGAGAGCGUAAAGAUAACCCUUCAAGAUGAAUCUAUUAAAAACAAAGUUAGAGUGAUUAUGAUCAACUUUACUAAAAAUGUGAUUCCAAAAGAUAAAAACUUAGUCAACAAUAUUUAUUUGGAUAUUGAUAACAAUAAAGAUCUCAAGGGAAAGAAGUCUGUUUACAUGAUCACAAAUGUGCUGUUGGCUAAAACUAUAGAGUUCAGAGUGACCAUUGGUACAUCCUCAAGGAUUUUCCACUUAGGAAAUGCAUCACCUUUAGUAUUUGGAUUGGAAGAGUUUCUUAUUGGCGAUGAUGGAAAGCUGGUUGCAAAGGAACCCGUGACCAUACAAUCCAAGGCUCUCAAUUGGCAGAAGCUGGAUCCAUCAGAUCAUCUCUACAUCCCGGAGAACAAGGGACAAACAGCAGAUGAUUAAAUCAAUUAGUUUUAGCGCAGCUUCAGCACUUUGGUAUUGAACCAAAUUUACACUGUAGACGUGAGUUUGAAUGUAGGCUAAAAGCUUAUAAAGUUUUUAUUAUAAAAUAAUUUACGUAUGCCACUCCGCACGCCACGUAGCAGUUUCAUUGUAGAACAAAUUUUACGUAAUAAGUAAUUUAUUUUUAUGUUGUGCAAGAAUGCAUGUUGUGUUUAGGAAGUUUUUGCCGACAAUUAGGGUUAAAAAGUGCACAUGCUUUAUUACCGUUUAGUAUAUUUUGUUUUACAUGUUGAGUACGUUUUAUUUUUUCUUUUUAUUUAGUGAAAAAUUUCAACUGGAUUACUGUAUUCAGAAUUCUGAGUUUGAAGCAAAAUCACCAUAGAAUUAAAAAAAGUGACGUAAUUAAUACAGAUACUAUGAUAAAUGUUUAGCAAAAGCAAAAGGAAAAAUAUAACAACUUGAAAAAGAAGUUAACUUUUUUAUGUCUCUCAACGAAUGUUGGUACAUUGUAAAAUGUGUGCUAAUAUUAGAAGAGUACUUCUAUUUUAAAAAUUCAGGAGUGGAAGCCAAGGUUCCAUGGUGUAAUGGUUAGCACUCUGGACUUUGAAUCCAGCGAUCCGAGUUCAAAUCUCGGUGGAACCUGGCAAUAUUUUUUUUUAAUCUGAUAAAAAAAUAAUUCUUUUUUUUCAAUUUGUGAUUUUUUUUAAAGUUGUUUUUAUUUGAUUUAGAAAUUAGAAUUGCAAAUCCCAAUUUCGCUUCGCGAACAUAAAUUUUCUGUAUUUCGUCGUUUAGUCAUAACUACGCUUAUCAUUUUUAAU
This is a messenger RNA of Papilio machaon (common yellow swallowtail), 1707 nucleotides long. RefSeq lists its product as uncharacterized. NCBI's taxonomy places the organism in Eukaryota, Metazoa, Arthropoda, Insecta, Lepidoptera, Papilionidae. The record is from RefSeq and is a predicted model, not a curated record. The transcript is spliced from 4 exons. The coding region runs from base 119 to 889 and encodes 256 amino acids.